AUGCUUUUCUCUUGCUAUUCCAUCUUUUAUUCCUUUUCUCUCUUUAUUCCAUCUUUCAAUCCUUUUCUCUCUAUUCCAUCUUUCAAUCCUUUUCAUUUUAUAUUCAAUCAUUCAAUCCUUUUCUCUCUCUAUUCCAUCUUUCAAUCCUUUUCAUUUUAUAUUCAAUCAUUCAAUCCUUUUCUCUCUCUAUUCCAUCUUUCAAUGCUUCUCUCUCCCUAUUCCAUCUUCCAAUCAUUUUCUCUCUAUUCCAUCUUUCAAUCCUUUUCUCUCUCUAUUCAAUCCUUCAAUACUUUUCUCUCUCUAUUCCAUCUUUCAAUCCUUUUCUCUCUCUAUUCCAUCAUUCAAUCCUUUUCUCUCUCUAUUCAAUCCUUCAAUCCUUCUUUCUCUCUAUUCCAUCUUUCAAUCCUUUUCUCUCUCUAUUCCAUCUUUCAAUGCUUCUCUCUCCCUAUUCCAUCUUCCAAUCUUUUUCUCUCUAUUCCAUCUUUCAAUCCUUUUCUCUCUCUAUUCAAUCCUUCAAUCCUUUUCUCUCUCUAUUCAAUCCUUCAAUCCUUCAUUCUCUCUAUUCCAUCUUUCAAUGUUUUUCUCUGUCUUUUCCAUCUUUCAAUUCUUCUCUCUCCCUAUUCCAUCUUCCAAUCCUUUUCUCUCUCUAUUCCAUCUUUAAAUUAUUUUCUCUAUAUAUUCUAUUUUUCAAUCCUUUUCUCUCCCUAUUCCAUCUUUGAAUUAUUUUCUCUCUCUAUUCAAUCCUUCAAUCCUUUUCUCUCCCUAUUCCAUCUUUCAAUCCUUUUCUCUGUCUAUGCCAUCUUUCAAUGUUUUUUUCUCUCUGUAUUCCAUCUUUUAAUGCUUUUUUCUCUCUUUUCUGUCUUUCAAUGA
This is a messenger RNA of Acanthosepion pharaonis, 870 nucleotides long. The record is from the annotation of a GenBank genome assembly. Lineage: Eukaryota; Metazoa; Mollusca; Cephalopoda; Sepiida; Sepiidae.